AUGUGCGAAGAGCUUCGGGCGCUGGCGAAGGACAAGCUUCUCGCCGUGCUGCCGGCGGUUUCAUUUCAGGCCCUUCUGGACUACGCCGUGCCUGGCGAGAUGGGGAGGGAACUGGAAGAGUACGGAGAGGUUACCUUGGCAAUGCUGCUGGAAGCCGCGCCUGCCGAUGUGCGCGCGGAAUUCAAGCAUCUCGGGUCAUGUGUCUUGGGAGACCUUGCGGCUGCGCAGGGAUUAGCCGGAAACAAGGAAGAGCUUCGGGCGCUGGUGAAGGACAAGCUUCUCGCCCUGCUGCCGGCGGUUUCAUUGCAGGCUCUUCUGGACUACGCCGUGCCUGGCGAGAUGGGGAGGGAACUGGAAGAGUACGGAGAGGUCCUCGUGGCGGCGCAGGAGGUUACCUUGGCGAUGCUGCUGGAAGCCGCGCCUGCCGAUGUGCACGCGGAAUUCGAGCAUCUGGGGUCAUGUGUCUUGGGAGACCUUGCGGCUGCGCAGGCGGGUGCUUUGUUGGAAGGUUUAUCUUCGGAUCGACAGGGCUUAUGGACGGCGUGCGAGAACGCAGGGAUUAGCCGGAAACAAGGUGGGAGAAGUUUGCAGCAGGAAGAGCUUCGGGCGCUGGAGAAGGACAAGCUUCUCGCCGUGCUGCCGGCGGUUUCAUUUCAGGCUCUUCUGGACUACGCCGUGCCUGGCGAGAUGGGGAGGGAACUGGAAGAGUACGGAGAGGUCCUCCUCAUGGCGGCGCAGGAGGUGGCCAGACUGACAGAGCUCCUUCGUGCAUUGGGAGCGGGUGCAGAUGAGCUCAGGAAAGCGAGCAGUGUGUGGGGGAUCGAAAUACGAAAUGCCAGUGGCAGACCGCGCACAGCGCAAAGUGUGCGCUCCGAGUUGCGCGGCGCCUGCGUUCGAUUUCUGAAAGAAACGCCGGUUAGCGACGCCUUGGGUGACGCGGAGCAGGGCGUGACUGCGUCUGCGGUUGCGCGCGCGGCAGCGGACGUAAAAGUUCCGGCGCGUUGGUGGAGCAACGCGUGCAGGUUGCCCCUCGGUACUUUGGCGGAGGCUGUCGUGUGGCUGCAGCAGAAUCGCGUCGUGCCGCGCAAGACUCGCGGUGUUGCCGGUGCCGCAGGUAGCCUGAAAGAUGUCCAGCAAAGGAAGUGUACGCCUUUUGCGCAAGAUUUCCGGCACGUGCAUAUUCCGCAUCACUGGGAUGGUCAGCAAGUCCUGCGGCGUUUGGCGGGCAUGGAGUUGGAGCACGCGGUUGUGGUUGCACGGCGGAUUGAGUUGCCGUUGUUGGAUGGACCUUUGGUGGUGGAGGUGAUGCGAGCGCGAUGUCAAACUGAUGCUAAAAGAUGUGUGGGGAGCGUCCACACCUUGGUGAAUGCUCUGGAAUCUGCACGGAACAGUAUGCCGGACCAAGCAGCGUGGUUUGAAAGCGCCUGGGGUGUGAAGGAGCGAGAGCAUCUUGCGACUCUGGUGAAUGACUUCGACACCUUCCUGUCAGUUCACGCGCUUCGAGAGCUUUGGGCCACGGCGUCGUUGGGCACGCUCAUGGUGUGGGUGGGCUGGUUUGGUAUUUUACAACAUCGAGAACACAGGAAGCCCCGCGUGCAGGAGGUUGUGACAGAAUGCCGGGGACUGCUGAAGGCACCCGCUACGUACAUCUUGUCUGAGCGCGUGGACACGUGCGCGUCGCCUCCGUCUUUCAAGCGGGAGGCUGCCAUGGCCGGUUUCGGCGCGUGCCGGACACUGCCUGAAGAGUUGUUGCCUGUCUUGACGGCGCCGAGACCUUGUCAACUCUGCGGGGAUGGCUUUGUUGAGUGGUCGGAUCUGGACACGAAGCAUAUCAAUUGGGCGGAGUACCGCAAGCGUGUUUUUUGGCACGCGCAGUACGAAGCGGCCGAUCCGUGUGACGCCCAACGUGUUUGGCGACGGUGUGAGCAAAUAGCCAUGAACUCUACGUGA
This is a messenger RNA of Effrenium voratum, 1950 nucleotides long. The record is from the annotation of a GenBank genome assembly. NCBI's taxonomy places the organism in Eukaryota, Dinophyceae, Suessiales, Symbiodiniaceae.